Messenger RNA from Closterium sp. NIES-67, 6525 nucleotides. NCBI's taxonomy places the organism in Eukaryota, Viridiplantae, Streptophyta, Zygnematophyceae, Desmidiales, Closteriaceae. The record is from the annotation of a GenBank genome assembly.
CAGGUGGGAGGGAUGGGGGGCGGUGGGGAGUACGAUGGCGAUGAUGGGAACAUGCAGGGAGGGUAUUAUAUGGGGGGAGGGAGAGGGGGAGGAGGGAUGGACGCUGUACCUGAAGAGGGGGAGGAGGAAUACGAGGAGGGGGAGGAGGAAUACGAGGAGGGGGAGGAGGAGGAAGAUGUGCCAAGCCCGGAUAUGGUUACCAGAACGACCAGUGUGAGAUCUAGCCGGUCUGGGGGGUCUAGGUACUCGAGAGAUGGUGCAGAGGGGGGGUUGAGUGGAGGGAGCGAGGGGGAGGGGGAGGGGAGUCCCAUGGGAGGAGGGUUUGGGUAUGGUGCAUCUCCUGCUGCUGGCGGUGGCAGCGGUGUUUCAGGGGGUUAUGGAGGGGAUUAUGGAGGGAUGGGUGGAGGGGGCUUGGGAGGCGGAGGAGGAGGAGGAGGAGUGGGGGGUGCGGGGCAGUACAGUGAGUUCGGGGGAGGGUUAGGGUUAGGGUUGAUCGGAGGGGAAUUGGGGCCUGUACCUGAGGUGGAUGAGGACGCAUUAGAGGAGGAGGAGGAAGAGGAGGAGGAAGGGGGAUUUUCUGCAGGAGAGUUUGACGGGAGGCAAAUAGAGGAGAGCGGGCCGGGGGAGAGUGAAGUGGAGGUCGAGGAAGGGGAGGUGGACGAGGCGGAGGAGGAGGAGGAAGGGGAGGAGGAAGGCGAGUAUGAGGGGGAAGGGUACCAUGAGGAGGAGCCUGGGGAGUUUGGGAGCCCGAUUGGCAUGGGUGGGGCGGGGGCGAUGGGGAGGUAUGAGAUGGACGCCGGAGGAGAGGACUUUCAGCUGCAGCCACAGCAGGGGCAGGGAGGGCAGGGAGGGCAGGGAGGGCAGGGAGGGCAGGGAGGGCAGGGAGGGCAGGGAGGGCAGGGAGGGCAGGGAGGGCAGGGAGGGCAGGAGGAGGAGUUUUCGCAGUGGCAGAAGCAGCUAUCCUCUCAGAUGUACUCCCCUAGGCCCCAGGUACCAGCUCACCUCAUGCAGCAGAUGGGCGUAGGCAUGGGCAUGGGCAUGGGCAUGGGCAUGGGCAUGGAUGCAGGCACAGACCCGCUCAUGGCUCACCAGCAGCAGCAGGCGGGAAUGAUGCAUCUGGGAAUGCUGUCCCCCCGACCAGACAACAGCCAGCAGCUGUUAGUGCACCCGCCACUGCUGCAACCACAGGGACUACCGGGUCAGGGGCAAGGGCAGGGGCAGAUGCAGCAGCAGCAGCAGCAGCAGCAGGGGCAGGGCGCAGGGCAUAACCACCAAGCUCCUCUGCAGGCAGUGCAGCCUCUGCAGCCGUCCCCACCUGCCAAGAAACGGUCUCCCAGACAACAGAAGCAGCAGCAGGCGCAGCAACAGCUGCUGCAAGCACAGAAAGCUGCCACUGCCCCGCUCCCCCCCAGCCAGCAGCAGCAGCCAGUGCCACCAGCGAUGGUGCAACAGCAGGGGCAGAUCACUCCGCAGCCCCCACCUCCUGCCGCUGGGGGGCAAAAGGGAGGGAAACGGAGGCCGCAGCAGAGGAAGGGGUUGAAGAAGAACCAGCAGGGGGCAGCACAGCAAGGGGAACAGACUAGCCAGCAGCAGCUACAGCAGCAGGAGGGACAGCAGCAGCAGGGGCAGACUGGGAUUCCGAGCGCUGGAGUUAGUGCUGGUGCUGGUGGCGCUGUGGCCGGUGGGUCUCUAGCUGCUACUGAUGGUGGUAGUGAGAGUUUGACUGGAGUAGGAGCAGGAGCAGGGGCGCAGCAGGGUUCUGGUAAGAAAGCAGGGAAGAAAAAGAGCAGUGGCAAGGGAAAGUCGAGCAAGAAGGGAGUCCAAAGUAAGGAGCAAACUCAGGAGCAACAGCAGCAGCAGCAGCAGCAGCAGCAGCAGUCGCCUACUGCGAUCAAGUCCCUAGAGAAACUAGAUGCGCUCAAGUCAAGUGCUCUCGCACCGCUAUCCACCAAGAAGAAGGGGCUCUCCCCCGCAGGAGCAGCAGGUGCAGGGGCACAGGGAGCGAGGGGCACAGCGGGCAGCAGGGGAGGAGGGGAGGAGGGAGCCGUGGUAGGCGGUGAGAGGGUGUCGAUAUACGAGGGUAUGACCCCUAGGCUGAGUGCGUACGACCCCUGGGAAGAUGAGGAGACUCGCAUGCUUGCUGCUGCAGAAGCAGCUGACACCAGUGCAGGAGGGGGGGCAGGCGAAGCAGGAAGGCCCACUGUUUCUCCUGCUUCUGCUGCUGCUGCCGCUGCCGCUGCUGCUGCUGGUGUUGAUGCCCUGGGCUCGCCGUUCCAGUGGCCUGCAGUGGCCCCUUCGUUCUCCACUCUUGCCACCCCGCCUGCUGCUCUCAGUGCACUAGGAAUGGUCGGCAGCAAGCAGUCCAAGCGGAAAGGGAAGGGCGCUGGCAAAGGGUCUAAGAGCGCUGAGGGGAGGCUACUGGGGCGAGGGGAUGGGGAAGGGGAAGGGGAAAGGCGGGCAGGGAGGAAUGGCGGGGUGAGUGAGGAAGCUGCUGGCUCGACUGGGGGGAAGGAAGGGAAGGGAAGGAGGAGUCGGGCAAGUGGUGCUAUUGCCGAAGCUAAUGUUAUAGCGAACGAGAGGGUUAGCGCCAACGGGGGGGGUAGCAUUAGCAGUAGAAGUAGUAUUAUCGAGGCAGCUAUUAGGAAGGGACUGGAGAAGCAUGGUAGGAACGUGCAUGCGGAUCUCGCUGCUGCUGUGGUGACAGCAGCAGCAGCAGCGGCAGCAGCAGCGGUAGAAGCAGCAGCUAGAACGCCCGGGACUUCUAUUGCUUCUGCAGCCGCAGCAGCAGCUGCAGCGGCGGCGGCUGCAGGAGCAGGCGCAGUGGGGCAGAGCGCGGCUGCUGCGAAAAUGAGACGGCGUGUGAAGAGGGGGUCUGUAUCUCCUGUUUCUCCAGAGCUAGACGCAUCAGCAGUAGGAGCAGCAGAAGGAGCAGGGGGGAUGGCAGAGCUCACAGGGAAGCACCUUCAGCAGCAGCAGCAGCAGCAGCAGCUUCACAACUCCCUACCUGCUGCUGCCAGGGUGCUGAAAGCUAGCUCGCUUCUGGCAGGGCCUGGCACCAGUGCAAGUCCUGCUGCUGCUGCUCCUGCUGCCCCUGCUCCUGCCGCCACUGCUGCUGCCUCGCCUGCUGCUCCCGCAACUGCUAGUUCUGCGUCCUCAACUGGAGCAGCACCGGCAGCAGCAGGAGCAGCAGCAGCAGCGAGAGGCAUGCCGCGUGGUGACUCUGCCAUAUUUGACUCUCUGCCCAUGGGCCCUGUGCAGCUGCAGGGGUACUACGCUGGGGAGGACGGCAUGCUGAGGAACAGCCCGGGCAACGGCAGCAGCCACGGUGGCAACGGUGCCGGCACUGUCACUUCAGUCGCAGGGGGAGUGGGAGCGGCAGGAGGAGCAGGCGGAAAAAGGGGAGCAGGAGGAGCGGGAGGAGCGUCGCUUGCAGAGGGUCCGGAUUCGUUUGAGGAUUUGAAUCUGGAGGAGAUAGGGACAGCGGAGACGGGAAGGCAGCUCGUGUUUGCAGGCCAGGCGGUGCAAGUGCUGGAUCGGCAGCAGCAGCAGCAGCAGCAGACGGUGCUGCAGGGGGGGGUGUCGGGUCGCAAGAGGAGCAGCAGCAAGGAGGCAGUGGCUAGCACGCGGCGCCAGCUCUUCCCGUCGCCGCAGCAGAAGACAACAGUCCCGUACUUCGGCUCCUUCUCCCCAGCCUCUCUCCUCCACUCCGCGCAACUCCUAGAGCACCAGCAGCAGCGCUCCCUCGGGUUCUCCGCGCUCGACCGCUCUCUCCUCACUGCCAUCCUCGCAUCCCUCGACUCCCCUCGCGACUGGCUCUCCUUCUCGCUCGUCUGCAAGCCGUGGCGCGCCGUGGCCUACCACGGGCUGCGCUCCCUCCGCCUCGUCCGCGGGAGACGAGUCACCCUCGAAGGGCUUAUCCGCGCCUUAGCACACUGCCCGAACCUCACAUGUCUGGACAUCCCUGGUAUGUGUUUGGACCAGCCAGUGGGGAACGAGCUGCUGUGCACGAUUGGGUACUCGUGCCCGGAGCUGAGGCGGUUGUCUAUCGGGGCGGAUCCGGAGCUGGGGUCGACGUUUCAGGAGAGCGGGCUCGCGAUGCUGUUCUCGGGGUGCACUAAUCUGGUGGAAGUGAAGAUAGAGGCGUUUCGCAGGCAGCACUCGCGCACGAAUGGGGGGGCUGGUGCCAGUGGGAGCAGCGGCAGCGGCGGCAGCAGCAGCAGCAGCAGCCGUGUCAGCGGUGGUGGUAGCAGCAGUGGUGUUGGAGGUGGUGGUGGUGGUGGGGUGAGUCCAGGAGGGGUGGUUAUCAGGGGCACAGACCCAUCUCUCGUCAGAGUUUUAUCCACGACCACACCUGCAUCCCCAUCGACCCCAGCAGCAGCAGCAGCAGCAGCAGCGUCAUUAGGAAAAGCAGCAUCAGCCCCAGCAGCAUCAGUCGCAGCAGGAGCAGCUUCAGCAUCGGCAUCAUCAGCCAUUGCCACAGCAGCAGCAGCAGCAGCAGCAACUCCUAGCACAGCAGGCGACUGGGACAUCUCCUAUAUCCCAGAGUCCCUCGGCGAGCUCUCAAAGCUGCAGUCCCUCUCGCUCAACUUCCACAACGGCCAGCACCACGUGCGCCUCCCAGACUCCAUAGCCAACCUCACCGCUCUCCACUCCCUCGAACUCUCCUUCCUCUACCCAGCCUCCCUCCCGCCCUCCCUCUGGACCCUCACCAACCUCCAAACCCUGCGCCUCAUCGGCUGGAAGGGACUCGCUUUCCUCCCCAACUGCAUAGGAGAGCUUCGGAGCCUUUGCACGCUGGACCUGCGCUGCUCCGAGCUGGUCGACCUGCCCCCGUCGGCCGGCUCGCUCCCUUUCCUGCGAGAGGUGGUCUGGGAGACGCGGCGCACGCGGGAGAUGGAGCUCUACGGGUCCUCUGUCCCCCCCUCCAUCAUAGCCUUCUCUGACAUCACCUGCCUGACCCUCAAAAACGUCUGGACGGCGUCGGACGACCUGCAGCACCUGACCUCGCUCACUCGGCUCGAACUCUGGGGCGCAAAGGGGCAUCUGAGGGUGCUCCCGGAGUCCCUAGGCGAGCUGGAUAGGCUCGUGCAUCUGGACGUGCGGGGGUCGUUCCGCGUCGUGCCCGCUUCUGUCGGCCGCCUGCGCCGCCUCGAGACGCUCAUGCUGCUCAGCGAAGUUUUGGAGGUGCUGCCCGCGGAGUUCGGGCAGCUGACGAAUCUCCGCGAGCUGCGCCUCGACGGGUGCCGGUCCAACCCCCGCUUGCCCGCUUCCCUGUGGGGUCUCCACAACUUGAGAACCCUCUCCAUGCCCUGCGAUCGCGUCCCCGAGGAGAUAGGCAACCUCAACUCCCUCCACUCCCUCGCAAUUGAGUCUGAUACCGCCCGAUCGGUCGGCAACAUCUCCCUCCCCACCCCCAUCGGCUGGCUCUACGAGCUUAGGGAGCUCCGCCUGGUCUGUCCCUUCGUGCGCUCCCUCCCGUCCUCCUUCGUCCUUCUCGGUAACCUCGUGGACCUCCAGCUACAAUUCUCCGGGCCACUGCCCAAGAAUUUCGGCGAGCUGAACUCGCUGCAGCGGCUCGUCCUGGACAGCCGGGAAGUUUACGCGCUGCCCGAAUCCUUCGGAGACAUCCGCACGCUCGAGUUCCUCACACUCGUCUGCGAAAAACUUGCGUCGCUUCCCGACUCCUUCGGGAGCCUCUCCUCGCUCCGCUCGCUCGCCCUCGUCCACUGCACAAAUCUUUCCACGCUGCCCGUAUCCUUCGGGAAGCUGAGUAAUCUUUCCCGCUGGGAGGCACAAUGCAAGGAGCUCUCAUGGUUACCAGUGUCCAUUGGCAAUCUCGACUCGCUCCAAAGCCUGGACCUUGAGAGUGACGCACUCACGCAGUUACCAGACACCUUUGGUAACCUGCGCUCGUUACGGAGCCUUCGGCUGGCGUGCCCUGCGCUGCGCUCGCUACCUGCUAGCUUCCGGAACCUUCCGGACCUCGUGCAGGCGAACGCAGGAGUGGAUUCCCUAAUGCUGCAGUAAUGCCACCGCAGUGGUGCUGCCUUGAUGCUGCAGUGGUUGAUGGCACUGAGAUCCAGCACAGCAGCACUAGUGGGAGGAGUACCCCUGUGCCAGGAGUUUCCGGUGUCGUGUGGAGCGCAGGCUGCAGAAUGAUGUGUCCUCUCCGCUGCGCUGCUAUCAACCCAUUGCUAUGCUAUGUCUGGAGCUAGCUCCCUCUCCCCCGCUUCUUGUGCCAUUCCGUUUACCUUCCCGUUUUUUCCCUUGGUGUUUCCGUCCUUGCUUUCACUUCCCUUUUGUUGUUGCGUAUGCUGCUGACCAUUGCCCUGGUUAUUCUGUGUUGGAAGAAUCUAGCAGUUGAGUGCAUUAGACCACUUAGGGAUGCAUUGUGGGCUUAGUUGAAUAGCAUAGAUGGGGCAGAUAGGGUGGCUAUAAGGGUAACGAGUGUAGCUUUUGGGCCUAAGAGGCCUUUCCUGGUUUGAACCGAUCCAUUAAUGUAUUUAUGUGCUUGAGCUAAUAAUG